Messenger RNA from Peronospora matthiolae, 1401 nucleotides. Lineage: Eukaryota; Oomycota; Peronosporomycetes; Peronosporales; Peronosporaceae. The record is from the annotation of a GenBank genome assembly.
AUGUUCCUGCCGUGGAUCUCCAAGUGCGACCUCGUGCCGACGUCUGCCGACUCGUAUGUGCUCAAGAAAUUCUCGGAAAAAUGCCAGCGCGGAAUGUGCUCCAUGGUCGUGAGCUCCCUCACGGAGGAGGGCGUGGACGUGAUGGCAGUUCUUCCCAGUGUCCACCAUAUCCGAUGGGCCAUGGAGGUCCUGGGCCACUCAUUCGCGCUGCCUAUGGACGACUCGGACGUCAUUUCUGGCUCUCUGGGCGUCUACCAGCGCUGGCUCGGGGUAGACGAAGAGGCGAAAGGCGGAAAAGACCAGAGGCCUGCUUGUAUGCAAAAGGUGGAGCAGACGUUCAUUCAGGACGUGCUGGGACAAAUGACACUGCUCUUUGAAGAGCGCUCGAGCAACGGUAUCCCGAGCGGAAUGGCAGAAAGCAACUUGGCUACACACGUGGAGCUGUGCACGAAAGUACUGGAGACUUUCGAUGCUCUCGUGAAGCACCGAGGGACACAGCUGUCCACGUCGACGUGGGAUCGGCUGAUCCGACUAGUUCUUGGGGCAGCGGACGGGCUACUGCAUAAUCUGCGCAAUCAAUUGGGCAACCACUUAUGUGGCCAGCUCGUGCGACUUUUGUACGAAGUGUACCUGCGGUCACUGCCGCAAUGUGGACCACGAGGAGAACUGUGGGGUCUGCUGCAAAAGUUCUGUCGACGAUGGAUUCAUCGGACGCUCGUGAUUGAGCAAUGGAAUGCGGUCACGCUUAAACUUACACAGAGGAUGAUGCGGCAGAUUCGCGACCAGAACGCAACUAAAGAGAUUGAAAUCAAUUGGGCAGACAAUCGACAGCCUUUCAAGUUUGAGUUAGAAAGCCCCAUGCUUGCCUAUGCGUGGUACCGUCUUCUCCGUGUGAUCGGUCACCCUUCUGCGAUUUUUGACCCGGACGUGUACCUUGCUGCUGUGAAAGGGGUGAGUCGACUUUCUGACGAGUUUGCGAGCAUCGAAAAGGUGCCUCGCGUUCAGUGGGAGCACGUGUUGGGUGCACUGAACCAAGCGCCGAACCGCGACAGCCCAAUGUUCCAAGGAGUGCAGAACGAUGAUGCCGAUCCGACGAACGACCUGUCCACAACAGCUACUCCGAAAACCGUGGAGCAACCGCGAGCCCCGCCUGAUGUUAACACGAUCCUGCGGCUGCUCGGACCCUGGCUGUUCGAUGCCUGCUUGACUCGCAAGCCACACUUUGCCGCUGGUCGUAGCGAGGCUCUUCGAUGUCUCGGGAAGCUCUUGUGCCGUUACUCCACUGGCCGCUCCAAGCGUGUGAAUUGGGCAUUUAGCGUCCGCAGUUUGAUGGCUUUACAAAACGCGCUACUUGACGAUGAUGAGCGGAUUGCAGCUUCUGCGGUAUACAACUGGUCAUAG